AUAUGUGCGCCCUUUCUCAGUUCCUCGGCAGCUGAGUGCUCGGCUCGUGCUGCUGCUGCUGAUAUCCCUCUCUAUGGUGCACCGGUGUGCCAGUACGUGUCCCGCCAACCACUGCAACAGUGGUGGCAUCUGCUUCCGGAUCAACCAGGUGAUGCAUUACGACGUGGCCAAGUGUUUCCGGAUCGCGUGUCGCUCCUCUGCGAUCACCGGCGUGUCGUCAGUGGUCCGAAUGGAGGACGUCGGCGACUGCGGACAGUGUUGCGAGUAUAACGCCGAUAUCUACGCCGUGGAUGAAGAAGUGUUCUUCGAGGACGACAACUGCACCAGGAGAUGUGCGGGGCAGGACGUCUGGUCAGGCUGCAUUGACGGGAGCACCACUUCAGCGAGCACCACCACCAGCGAAGCCACGACUCCACCCAGCACCAGCACAGCCGGUAACCGCUCGGCCCGUCACCAGGGCUAGAGGACGCUCUGAAACCAGCGAGAGACCGCGGCAGCCUCCACUGGCGGCUCGUCAGGACACGUGGUUCGUCGGAUGAGUUUCCGCCAGUCUGAGGAGGCCAUAUUCGGUAGCACGUCUGCGACGUACCACCCCUCGAACCACAGACAUGACGGAUUGUCUGUACGGAGCCACGCGGAUCGGGGAAAUGGCCGCCGCUGGGGCCUGGGGGUGGGGGCCUGGGGAGCCUUUGUGGGAGGGGGGGGGGGGGCAGCAUUGUCACAAAGCCGACUAUGAUCCCUCUCAGCACACCGAUGAGAGCCAGUUAGGUAUGUCACCGAGAACAUCCGUUCGUGUGGAGGCGUAUUUAGUGGUGGGUGUAAUGAGGCUGACGAUGACGAGAAGGUGGGGUCAGGGUGAUGGAUUUAUUGUCUUCUCUUGGUCCCAGCUUGUGACGACCGCGGGUGCUCGGCUGCGCAGGAGCUACAGGUAUGCUUCUGGGAAACAUUCACUGAUGAGGUUUUGUGGUUAGAUCAUGAUGGGAUUGACCUCGGUUUGGUAUUAUGUAGCGUCGCUAUUAUCGAUACAACGAUGGAAGACAAUUGUCGUCAUCUUUAGAUGCAUGGCAAGUAUGCAUAUGUUACCGGCACACCACAAAUGCGACGUGAACAACAAAAAGUAAAUGAUCAUAAAUUGUGAA
This is a messenger RNA of Amphibalanus amphitrite, 1139 nucleotides long. RefSeq lists its product as uncharacterized. The coding region runs from base 74 to 463 and encodes 129 amino acids. Lineage: Eukaryota; Metazoa; Arthropoda; Thecostraca; Balanomorpha; Balanidae. The record is from RefSeq and is a predicted model, not a curated record. The transcript is spliced from 4 exons.